This is a messenger RNA of Caenorhabditis angaria, 6353 nucleotides long. Lineage: Eukaryota; Metazoa; Nematoda; Chromadorea; Rhabditida; Rhabditidae. The record is from the annotation of a GenBank genome assembly.
AUGGAGAACGAAAAUGAAAAUGAUCCGAUUGUCACACUCGGCGAAGUUAUGGAAGAUAUGAAGCGGCACAAUGAAACUGCCGAAAUUCUAUUUGGCGCGCAAGACGAAACAGUUUGCACCUACCCCGAGGGCUAUAAACCUCGCCAAACGCUAUUCUCCUGUCUCACAUGUACACCGCCACCCAAAACUGCCGGAAUCUGCUAUGGUUGCUCGUUGAACUGCCAUGCUGAUCAUGAUUUGGUGGAAUUGUAUACAAAAAGAAGUUUUAAGUGGGGUUUUCUAUCAAUUUUUCUGUUAAAAUCAUAUAUUUUGUUGCAGAUGUGAUUGCGGAAAUUCAAAAUUUCCCAACAAAUGCACUCUCUACGAGGAGAAAUCCGCUGAAAACGAAUUCAACGUCUACAAUCAUAAUUACUCGGGAAAAUUCUGCAUUUGUGACGAUACUUAUCCCAGCGAGAAAAAUUGCGAGGAAGACAUGUUACAAUGCGAAUUUUGCGAAGAUUGGUUUCAUCCAACUCAUGUUGAUGCUCCAGAAAACGUGGCGGCCACAGAAUCUUCAUCAUCUUCUUCAGAAUGUCCAGUCAGCUUCAUUUGCCCGGGUUGCUAUUCGAAAAAUCAUCAAUUUCUGAAAGUAUUUGAUGGUUCUAAUUCUGAUACGAGAAUUUGUUUUAAAAAUUCACAGAAAUCUGAAGAGGCGUUCCCGAAAAAAGCGAUUUUUGUUCAGAAAUUGCGCCAAAGAUUGUGUAAAUGUGAGGAUUGUAAGGUAAUUCGCGAAAAAAAACGUUUACGAACUGUAUUUUAAUUCAUUUUGAAUAAAGAGGGGCUAAAACGCAUUUUAGUGUACAGAAAUGCUAUUUCAAGACCUUCUAAUCAGCCUAAAAGACAAAUCAAGCCACAGGCAAAUGCAAACUGGCCGGAUACUUGCCAAAAAUUGAAAAACGGUUUGAAGCUUGUACGUUUUGGAAACUGGUCAGAAACCGGCCGAUUUCCGAGUGGUUUUUGUGGAAUUGAAAAAAUGUGACAGAGGAAACUAGUCCCUCGUAAAUAUUUCGAAAAUUAACGAAUGUCGGUGUGUGCGCGCGGUCGCGAUGCGGUCGAAAUAAAAUCAAUAUUUAUCGCCAAUUUUUUUUCUUCGAAAAUGUUGUUUUUUUCGACCACAUCGCGACCGCGCGCACACACCGACAUUCAUUAAUUUUCGAAAUAUUUACAAGGGACUAGUUUCCUCUGCCACAUUUUUUUUAAUUCCACAAUAACCACUCGAAAAUCGGCCGGUUUCUGACCAGUUUCCAAAACGUACAAGUUUCGGACCGUUUUUCAAUUUUUGACAAGUAUCCGGCCAGUUUGCAUUUGCCUGUGAAUUUGAUUUUGAAGGCUUGAUUUUUCUUUUUAGGCUGAUUAGAAAGUCUUUAAAUAGCAUUUCUGGACACUAAAAUGCGUUUUAGCUUCACUUUAUUCAAUGUGUUGAGAAAAUGGUGAAAAAUUGAAUAAAAAUACCGUUCGUGAAUCACUUUUUUUGGUUUUUUAAUGUUAAAAAAACGUUUUUGAUAAAAAUCAAUAUUUUUCAAUGCAGUGUAAAUGCGGAGUAUCGUUUAAAUAUGAAAACUCGCGCUGCAAAAUUCAACAAUUCUCAAUGGAGCGCGAAUUUCAAAUUUUUUCAAUAAAUGUUCAAUUGCGCCCCAUUGAGAAUUGUCUAAUCUUUGGCGGGAAUUUCGAAAAUUCAAAUAUUUCAGAAAAUCUUGGAAAAUCAUCAAUGCGAAUAUUUAUUGGACGAAGACGAUGAUUUGACAAAAUUCGAGCAAGAAGGCAAAGCAAAAGCGGAAGAAAAUCGGCGAACCGAAAAUGAAGAAAUGCGCGAACUGGUUCAGGAAGUUGGAAUGGAUGGGGCUAUCAAUAUUUUGGGCGGUAGGUCAAAAAAUCAAUAGGGCUGAUUCACGAACGAAAAAAAUGUUAAAAAAUGUUUUUUUUAACGCGAAAAGUCAAAAAAUGUCGAAAAAUUUGAAUUUGAAUUUUGAAUUUUUAUUUAGAAUGUUAUAAAUUCACCGGCACAUAAAAAUAGUGAGAUCAAAGGGAGAGAGAAAAAGGGGUAAUUCACAUGAAAUCGAAAAAUAAAUAGGGUGAAUAAAAUAACUUCCCAAAUUUUUAAAAGACCUAAAUCCCGCAAGAGACCUGGUCAGUUGGAGGUUUUGACAAAGAGAUAAGAAAGAGUGUGCGAGAAUCUGGCCGUAAGGGUUCAUGAUAAGAGCGAUGCGUUCAAACCAUUAAUCAAUAUUCUGAACGAUUGCACUGAAGAAUUCAUUUCAAUGAGGUGCGAUAAAGAGUUCCACUUGGGAACUGUAUGUGAGAAAAAAGAAUUGUGGCAUUUUUGAGUUAAAACUAGGCGGGCUGGGUGACGUGGAAGUGUUGAGAAGCUGAUGAAGUCAAAUGUUUCUGGCUGGUGAGAAAAUCCAUUAAGGGCUUUGAAAAGAUGAAUAAUAUUGGCUCUGGAUCUACGAGUAUGGGUUGACACCAUGUUGAUCUGUUUGAGGCGAUCCUCAUAAGAUUCAAAUGGCAUAUUACAACGAUUGAAGACUUUACGAGUGAAUUGACGUAAUGGAUUUUCUAGGUUAUUUGAUAGAUUUUUAGUUAGGAAGGGGUCGUAAACUUCGCUACAAUAUUCUAGAAUGGGGAGGACAUACAUUUUGAAGAGAAAUGCGUAGGGUUUUAUUGUGCUAAAAUGGAAGUUACGGAGAAUUUGAUUUGAUCUAAGAUUGGCGAUAUUAACAAUACUGGUAGUAUUUUUCUCAAACGUUAGGUUAUUGUCAAUUAUUACCCCGAGAUCCCGAACAUGUUCUUUGUGCGGUAUUAUGAUGUUGUUAGCCACGUAAUUUGCUCUCUUAUUUUUCCUACCGAAGUACAUGACAGAAGAUUUUUCCGGUGCUAAUUCCAUGGAAUUAUCCUUAGCCCAUGCACAUAUCUUAUCAAUUACACUUUGAACUCGCAAGGGAUCUGAACCUAUUAUUUUGAGAUCAUCGGCAAAAGCUUGGAUAGUUACAUCAUCAUCUGCGAGUUCAAAUACAGUAUUGAUAAAUAUGAUGAAAAGUAUUGGCCCAGAGACACUACCCUGAAUAACCCCGGAUGGUACUGAGGCGGAUUCACUGGACAUACAAUUACCAACCUUGACAAAGAACUUUCUGCCUUCAAGAAAAUUUUCGUACCAUCUACAUAAAUAUUCAUCUAAACCAAAUUCUCUCAAUUUCUCAAUAAUCAAAUUGUGAUCGACACGGUCAAAAGCUUUUGCAAAAUCAAAAUACACAAUAUCAGUAUUCUUCUUUUUAUGAAAAUUUUGUCGAAUUUUGGUGAUCAUUGAAAUUAGAGAGGAUUUGCAACUACGCUUGUUGAGAAACCCAUAUUGGUGCUGUGAUAAUUUAUGACUAUGUUUGUAUUUAAUAUAAUCAACCACAAUUCUUUCCAUUACUCUACAAAUUGGUGGGGUAAGUGAAAUUGGUCUAUAAUUUUUGGGAUCAGAAGCCCUUCCCUUUUUGAAUAUGGGUAGAACCACUGAUGUUUUCCAUGCUAGGGGAACAUAGCUAGUAUUGUAGGAGAUGGAAAAAAGGAUGGAAAGGGGAACUGAAAGAGAAUAGGCCAAUUUACUCAAAACAAAAUAAUUAAGGUGAUCGUUACUGAAUCCACAUUUUUUGGGACACUUGGAUAAAUAGUUGUGGACUACAUAGGGUUCAAACAUAAUAGAUGGACAUUUGGGCUUACAAUUACUAACAUGAGAUGGUUUUUUGCUAGGUGAGCUAGAACUGUAGUUUUCUGCAAAUUUGUUCAAAAAUACUGUAGUUUUAUCCGCAUUUUCAAUAAUAGGGGCCCCAUUUACAACAAGGGUUGGAAUUUCUGAUGUUUUUGUUUUCAUAAUGCUAGUCAUGAAGCGAACGGUUUUUUUAUAGCUGUUGUUUUUAAUAAUAUUAUCUUCUGUUCUACGGAUAUGUUUCUUGUAAUUAGCACGUAUUUUUUUCUGGAUUUUUAGAAGCUUAUCUAGAAUUACCUUGUUAGAGUGGUCAGACAUAACAAUUUUGGCUUUCUUACGAUUAAGUCUUCUUAUUUUACUAGUUAUUUUCAUUUUUUUAGUAUUACGUUGGGGCGCGACAGGACAAUUAUCCCGAAUAAUUUCGUUAACGAUACGAGUAAAAUGCUGUAACUUGGUGUCGAGAGUUAGGAAGAAGGAAAACUGAUGAUCCCAAUUAUACUGUAAAAUUAGUCGGUUGAUAGUCUCAAAAUCAGCUUUAGAAUAGUUUAAACGGGAUGAAGUGGUGGUACAAUUUAUUAUAUCGGGUUUAGGGCAGGAGAUACAGAUUUGAAAUCUUACCGAAUUAUGGUCAGACAAUAAAAGGGGUAGGUCAACUAAAACAUCAGCUACUAACUCACUACUCGAGAUAACCAAGUCCAGAAUUGAGGGGUUUCCAAGUUUGGGAAUUCUAGUGAAAUCAAGGACAUGCUGGGAUAAAUCAUGGGUCGCCAAAAAUUCAACUAUCGGGUCAUUACUUGAGAGCUGGUCAUUCCAUGAGAUUUUAGGAAGGUUAAAAUCACCCAGAAUAACAUUAUUUGGGGAGGAUAAUAGGUACCUAGACAAAUGAGCAGUAAGUUUUUCAGUAUGGUUAGACGUAAGAUGAGGGGGGCGGUACACUACAAAAAUACGGGUUUUCUGGUUAUUUGACUCAAUUAGGUCAACACAAAGUACUUCGGAAAGAUGAAGUGGGUAAAAAUCAGCCAUAUUAAUGUCGACUUCAACAGAUUUAAAGCUUUUUUUUUAAGAUUAGAGCCACGCCACCGCCGCGUAAUUUUGAAAUUUGAGGAUUUCUGUCAAAUCUAAAAACAUUAUACAAUUCAUUACUAAUAAAUUUGGAAUUGAUAGUUUCUGAAAAAAAAGUUUCAGUCAAAGCAAGCAAAUCUAUAUCGCUAGUUUCAAGGUAAUCAUUCAACAUCAUGAUUUUGGGUUUACUAGCCACGCCUCUAACAUUAGCCAAACAAGCAGAAACUCUAGCACGAAAUAUUUUUUUUUUGUCAAAACCCAUCAACCCACCUUUGGUCUCUGCAUAGGAAACAGGAGAGCUGAGAUACUGGGAAGUUAUUGGUGGGAGGGAACAAAAUUAAACGGGCGAGGAUCAUCAUUUUUACGAAUUUCGAUAUCAUAAAUAUAAUAGACAAGUUUUCCAGCUUUCACAUUUUCAUCAUACGCCAUUUUCCUGUUUUUCUUGAGAGUUUCGAGUUCAAUUUUAGUCAAAUCUCUUCUCGCUCUUGGUUUGACUUUGAGAGCUUUAACACUCUCCAUCUCCUUUAUGGUUUUAUUGUACUUUUUCAAGAAAGUAUCACGAAGGGAUUGGGAUCCAAAGUCAAUCUUCAAUGGGCGAAUAAUUGCUUCACAGUCGUGUCUAUACACUUUCAACGGUGGAUCCAAGUUCAUCUCUUUACAUAAUUCAUUUACAAAUGAUGCAUCCUCUUGCUGCUCAGUUCCACUUUUCCCAUCAGCUAAUCGUUCAAUCACCGCACGUGUUUUUUUGCUUUGAAACUCAUCGAAGUGCUUGAGCAUAAGUGCAUUGUCAAGCUGAACCGGUGUCGAGGGCGAAAUAGCCACAUUUUGAUAUUGAUUUGACAUGAUGAUAUCGAGUUUGCUAUUUAUAUCAUCAAUUAAGUCCAAUUUGGUCAUUUGAGCCUUCAUUGAGUAGACGAGUAACUUCAAGGAUUCAAACUCUGCUAGCAGGCUGUUAUAUUUUGAAAGUGGGAUUAGUUUUUUUUUUAGAGUUUUUCAGCCAAAAAUGAUGAAAAAUCGAUAUUUUUCAAGCUUCUGGAGUGAUUUCUGAUGAAAAUUGACCUUCAGAGGGUUUUGCUGAUUUUUCGUAAAAUAAAAAAAUUUAAAUUUUGAUGAAUUUCGAAAAAAUUCAGCUUAUUUUGCUUUAUUUUAUGAAUUUUUUCGAAAUUCAUCAAAAUUUUAAAAUUUUUUAUUUUACGAAAAAUCAGCAAAACCUUCUGAAGGUCAAUUUUCAUCAGAAAUUACUCCAGAAGCUUGAAAAAUAUCGAUUUGUCAUCAUUUUUGGCUGAAAAACUCGAAAAACUAAUGUUUUUUCGACAUUUUUUGAUUUUUCGUGUUCAAAAAAACAUUUUUCAACAUUUUUUUCGUUCGUGAAUUAGCCCCAAUAAAUCAAUACUAAAAAAUUCACACAAAAUUUGCAGCCGUCAAUGAUCUCAAAAGAAAACUUGGCGAUUUUUUCACCAAAAAAACUACAGAUGGUGAAGUUGUAAAAGUUGAAGAUGUCAAAAAGUUUUUCGAUGAUUUGAAGGAGCAAAAUUUGGAGGCGAAGAGAGCCAGAAUGCAGUGA